AUGGAUCAUCUAUCUCCAUCUUUAUCAAUAUUAUUUGAAAAUGGUUAUGUUAUUAAUAUUUCUCAUAAACAAAUUGAUCGUAUUUGUGAAUUCGUUAUUAAUUGUCAGUCAAAACUAUUAAUAAAAAAAUUUGAAAAUACCAAUGAUUAUAAUAUAAAUCAAGGUUUUCGUAUUCAUAGUUGGUCGAUUGAGAGUUUAAAAUUAUUAUUAUCUUCGUCAACAUCAUUAUUAAUUUGUAUUAAUGAUGAUAAGCAAAAUAAAUUAGCUGGUUAUUUAUUAUUAACAUCGAUUGAUCGUCGUAUUCAUCAUAUGAAUCCAGAAGUUGAUCAGUUUAUACUUGAUGAAAAUGUUAUUACAAAUGAACGAUGGGAACAAUUAGUAUCAUCUCCUUAUGUUCGUUAUAUUGAACAAACAGGUGUAGAUAUUGAAUAUCAUCGUCAAAAUAUUGGAAAAUCACCAUCUGGUCUCAUUGAUACAUUUGACAUAACACAACUAUCACGUUUAACUGUGAAGCAACAAAUUAUGGCUACUAAUGGUGCAGGGAUUCGUAGAUAUGGUGAGAAAUUGCUAAAAGCUCUUGAAUCAAACGCAGGCAUUGUAGCUGAACGUGGUUUAGAAGUGUUUGGUUUUCAACAUUUAUCAUUUUAA
Rotaria sordida is the source of this 648-nucleotide messenger RNA. The record is from the annotation of a GenBank genome assembly. NCBI's taxonomy places the organism in Eukaryota, Metazoa, Rotifera, Eurotatoria, Philodinida, Philodinidae.